Micromonas pusilla CCMP1545 is the source of this 1677-nucleotide messenger RNA. RefSeq lists its product as uncharacterized. Gene Ontology annotation, molecular function: FAD binding; monooxygenase activity. Lineage: Eukaryota; Viridiplantae; Chlorophyta; Mamiellophyceae; Mamiellales; Mamiellaceae. The transcript has a single exon. The coding region runs from base 1 to 1677 and encodes 558 amino acids. The record is from RefSeq and is a predicted model, not a curated record.
AUGCCGGCGCGGAUCCACGCGUCCUCCGCGCCGACGCCCGCGCCCGCGCGUCGCGUCGCGCGACCGUCGCGCCAUCAGGCGGACGGCGCGCGGCGCCGACGCGGCGUCGUACCUCCGUCGCCAUCCUCUUCCCCGUCCUCCUCCGUCGCCGGCCCUAAACCUCUCCGGAGCGUCCCCAACGGCGGCGAGGCCGCGGCGUCGACGGCGUCCAACGAGCCGGGCCGCCCCGUGGGGAAACCCCCGCCGCUGCGCGUCGCGAUCGUCGGCGCGGGGCCGUGCGGGCUCGUCACCGCGAUCGCGCUCCGAAAGUUUGGGAUCGACGACGUCACGAUCUUCGACCGGUACCCCACGGUGCGGCCCGCGGUCGGCGCGGCGUUCAACCUGAACGGCGGCGCCGCGAUCCUGGAUAAGCUCGGCCUCGGGAAGAUCUUCAGAGACCUCGCGAACCCGAUGACGCGCGUCCGAGCGCGGCGCGUCGGCGGCGAUCGAAUCACGCUCAUGGAUCUGAACGUGCCGAAGAUGAUCAUGGACGAUCCCGUCGCGUCGACGACGCUGACGUCCUCGGAGCACCUCCCCGAGAACCUCCCGAGGGAACUUCGGGACGAGAGGGACGUCCUGUGCGGGACGGUGUUGCGCGCGGAUCUGUUGGAAGCGUUGAGUGAAACGCUCCCGGAGGAGACGUUAUCCGGACUAGGGAAGGACGUGACCGGCGCGGAGACGUCGCCCGGCGGCGGCGCGAGGCUGCUCUUCGGGAACGGCGAGAAGAGCGACCGGUUCGAUCUCGUCGUCGGCUGCGACGGGAUUCGAUCGAAGAUACGAGAGUCCAUGCCGGGGAUCGGACGGUCGGGGGCGAAAUACGGCGGGAUACGCAUCCUCUUCGGCGUCACCGGGGACGCGACGCCCGAGACGUCGUCGGCGAGGAGAGAGGGGGAGCGAGGGGAGGCGCACCAGUGGUUCGGAGACGGGUGUUACACCCUGGUCUUCACCGGCGGAGGGGAAGGACGCAAGCGCGAUAACGUCGCCGUGUGCGUCGCGGACGACGGUGGGGUCACGAAGCGCAGAGACGAGAACGCGGGGUGGCUCAAGAUGGGAUCCGUCGACGACGUCGACGACGACGCCGACGCCGCCGCCGCCGACGAGAGAGGCCGAUCGAACCGGGCGUCGAACGCGAUCGCGAGAGAGGAGGUCAUCGCGACGAUGGAGCGAUACGGCAUGCCGAGAGAAGCGAUCGACGUCGCGGCGUCGUGCGAGCGGUUUUUCGACAUCGGCGUGCACUACCACGACCCGAUACCGUCGUGGAGCGACCCCACCGGAAGCCUCGUCCUCGCGGGCGACGCGUGCCACGCGAUGCCGCCGUUCUUAGGCCAGGGCGCGAACCAGGCGUUUCAAGACGCGUACGUGCUCGCGAGGAACCUCAGCGCGGUGCGAAGCAGCGGCGGGAAGAGCCUCAGCGGCGCGUUCGAGAGCGUCAAGGCGGCGAUGGACGCGUACGAGGCGACGCGGAAGCCGUCGACGACGAGGAUCAUGCAGAGUUCGCGGGUCAUCGGCUUCGUGGAAACGGGGAGCGGGCCGGUCGCGUUCGUCAGGGACGUCGCGUUCGCGGGGCUGGGCGCGACGGGGCUCGUCGGGAAGAUAUUUCUUCAGAACGCCUCGCUCGCGAUAGGCGAGGAGGACUAG